UCAUGGUCAAUUGGUAUACAAGAGAGGAGAUGGAAAGUGGCAACGACCACAAGCAGGAAAAUGUUGAAGCUCGCGGGACUUGGGGUACUCUUUCUAGGAAUGGUUCAGGUGGUUUCGGCCCACAAGAGAGGAAUGCAAAACGUUUCUCCCGAUGUGCUGAAGCAACUCGCGAUUGAUGAACCACAGUUUUGCAUCCCAUUUUAUCUGAUGAUGGCCCAGCAAUGCGUCAACGUCCCCAAGCUGUUCUAUCCAAAAAUGUUCAAGAAUUGUAGAAACCGCGGCAAGUCUUGGCGUCAGGGUAAACUUACUCAAUUCUCUGGUGGCAAAAGACGAGGCUAUGGUGGCAAGAGGAACUCCAAAAACCGACAAGCUCGAGAGGCGAGAAAAGGCUUUGGCCAGCGUAUGAGACAAAUGGCGGCUGAGUUGACGCCAGAACGCGGAGGGUGCAACGGAAACUGUAUGGCAGAGUGCGUCAUGAACAAAACUAACCACCUAGACCAAAACGGCAAUAUAAUUUUGGAAAAUUUAUUGGCAAACUACACGAAAGCUCUCGAUUUUCUGACAGCGGGUAGCAAAGCCGCCUGGAGCCCACUCAUUGCAAAUAUCAUCAACACUUGCAUGAACAGUGUGCAAACAAGCACAGAGGUGUUGGCAUCGACAACAACCACCACAUCAGGUUCCGUGCAAUCCACCCCAGCGAGUGUUGCAGCCACAACGUUCUGCAAAAGCGACAGUCUCAGAUUGAUCACGUGCAUUCAGAGAGAAUUUAUCCUCCAAGCACCAAACUCUGAAUUAAUCACCGCGUCGAACACACCUGCUGGAAAUCCAAUAUUGCCGACCUGCGCAGAUAGGAAAGCGCAAUUGAAAGGAUGUAAUUUCAAUUACAUGCUUUCUUCAGAUCAACUGAGGAAAUAUUUUGGAGAGUCCCGAAAGAAUAGAGCUUGGAAGUCAGGAUAUAGAGGAAGGCUGACGCAGAGUGCAAAACAAGGAGGCGCUGACAGCAGUGAAGAGAAUGGAGGACAGACGGGAAACCCGGACGUCGUCGAAGAAGGAGAUGACGGACAAUAAUUAUUUUUUGCAGCUACAAAGGUUUUGGUAUUUGAUUGGGAAGAGGGAAUGUGUGGUUUGCCCGUUUAUUUUAAUUUUAAUAAAAAA
Molecule: messenger RNA, 1155 nt
Organism: Neocloeon triangulifer
Lineage: Eukaryota; Metazoa; Arthropoda; Insecta; Ephemeroptera; Baetidae
Exons: 7
Coding region: 61-1068 (335 amino acids)
Molecular function (GO): odorant binding
Source: RefSeq, a predicted model, not a curated record